AUUUCCGAUGAUCUCUCAAUUCGUUUGUUUCCCAAAACCCAUGGCCGGUUUCUCGCCGGAGUUUACAGUCAAAACUUGGAAUCUCCGGUCUUUCCCUCAAUUUUCAAGGUCUUUAGGACAUGGCUUUCGAUUUCCGCGACGGUUGACACGAGGAAGAACGAUUCUCAUGUGUUCUGAUUCAAGCUCUCAGUCGUGGAAUGUUCCUGUUCUCUCUAGCUCUGAGGUUGCUGAGAGGCUAAAACUAGCAAGAGAAGGACAACAGUUCUUGGCCAUGUACUCAAGUGUUGUUGACGGAAUAACAACCGAUCCAGCAGCGAUGGUUCUUCCAUUGGAUGAUCACAUGGUUCACCGUGGUCAUGGAGUCUUUGACACUGCCAUGAUCGUUAAUGGAUACCUUUAUGAAUUGGAUCAGCACCUCGACCGUAUCCUACGAUCUGCGUCCAUGGCUAAGAUCCCGCUUCCAUUCGAUCGAGAAACUAUUAAAAGAAUUCUCAUCCAGACUGUGAGCGUUUCUGAGUGUAGAGAUGGAUCGCUAAGAUACUGGCUCUCUGCAGGCCCAGGGGAUUUCCUCCUAUCUCCAUCUCAAUGUCUCAAACCAACUCUCUACGCCAUUGUGAUAAAAACAAACUUGGCCAUUAACCCAACAGGUGUCAAGGUAGUGACCUCAUCCAUCCCCAUAAAGCCUCCAGAGUUUGCCACAGUGAAAAGUGUUAACUACCUCCCUAACGUGCUCUCUCAAAUGGAGGCUGAGGCCAAGGGAGCUUAUGCAGGUAUUUGGGUGAGUGAAGAUGGGUUUAUUGCAGAAGGUCCGAACAUGAAUGUGGCAUUUGUUGUUAAUGGUGGCAAGGAGCUUGUGAUGCCGCGGUUUGAUAACGUUUUGAGCGGAUGUACAGCAAAGAGAACGCUUACACUCGCUGAACAGCUUGUAAGCAAGGGGAUGCUUAAAAGUGUGAAAGUAAUGGAUGUGACAGUCGAAGAUGGAAAGAAAGCAGAUGAGAUGGUGCUUAUUGGGAGUGGAGUUCUCAUCAGACCUGUGAUUCAGUGGGAUGAAGAAUUUAUUGGUGAUGGAAAAGAAGGUCCUAUAGCAAAGGCACUUCUUGAUCUGUUACUUGAAGAUAUGAGAUCUGGUCCACCUUCUCCAGAGCCUUUAGUGAUUGUGAGUCAAAUGAAGAUUCAGGUGAAACAAGCUACGAUCGUGAAGCCAGCUGAGGAAACACCUACACACAAUCUAUGGCUUUCUAAUUUAGACUUGAUACAAGUGAGAUUUCACAUGGGGACACUCUAUUUCUACAACCCUUGUUCCUCCUCCGAUCGUCCAAACACUCAAUCUCUUAUCGAUGCUCUGAGCAAGGUUCUUGUCCUCUUCUAUCCUGCCGCUGGGAGGCUCCAAAAAGAUACGAAUGGGAGGUUAGAGGUUCAAUGUAAUGGAGAAGGAGUUUUGUUUGUAGAGGCUGAGACUGAUUCUACUGUACAAGACAUUGGCUUACUCACUCAAAGUUUGGAUCUUUCUCAACUUGUACCUACAGUUGACUACGCGGGAGAUAUCUCCUCCUAUCCUCUUCUUCUCUUUCAGGUUACAUAUUUCAAAUGUGGAACGAUCUGUGUUGGAAGUUCAAUACACCAUACAUUCGGAGAAGCUACUUCUCUUGGGUAUAUCAUGGAAGCAUGGUCUCAAACUGCUAAGGGACUUCCAGUUAAGCUAACACCGUUCUUAGACCGCACUGUUCUUCGUGCACGGAACCCUCCCUCCCCUGUCUUUCCUCACGCUGAGUACCAACCACCACCCUUUCACAACCCUCCGAUUAAAUCCCUGGCUUACAGAUCAAAUCCAGAAUCUGAUUCUGCAAUUGCCAGUCUCAAGCUCACACGUCUCCAACUGAAAGCUCUUAAGGCAAAGGCAGAGAUUGCUGAUAGUAAGUUCAGUACAUAUGAAGUUCUGGUGGCGCAUACCUGGCGUUGUGCUUGCUUUGCAAAUGAAGAUUUAAGUGAAGAACACUCGGCGAGGUUGCAUAUAAUAAUUGAUGGAAGGCGAAGACUACAACCGAAGCUUCCACAAGGAUACAUUGGGAACACUCUCUUUCACGCUCGGCCUGUAUCUCAGUUGGGUGAUUUUUGUAUAGAGAGUUUCAGUGAAACAGUGGAGAGAGUUCAUGGAGAAAUAAGGAAAAUGGACAACAAGUACUUGAGAUCAACGAUUGACUACUUGGAGAGACAUCCUGAUCUAGAUCAGUUAGUUCCUGGUGAAAGUAAUCCGAUCUUCAGCUGUGCAGCAAACUUCUGCAUCGUCGGUCUAACAAAACAGACCGCUUACGAAAUGGAUUUCGGAUGGGGAAGAGCUUUCUACAAGAGAGCUUCACAUUUAAAUGAAGGGAAGGGAUAUGUAACUGGGAGCCCAGACGAAGUAGGGAGCUUGAUGCUAACCAUGUGCUUGAAGAAGACUCAGCUUGGAGGCAAUGGAGAAACCUCAGGAGUCAGAGAAACGAUGUGGGCACAACAAGAGCUUCUUCAAAAGAUCAACCAAGAACUUGACGCAGAACGUGAAGCUUCUUCAUCUGCUGCAAGCGAGGCUUUAUCGAUGAUUCUACGGCUUCAAGGUGAGAAAGCAGCGUUGGAGAUGGAAGCUAGUCAGUACAAAAGAAUGGCGGAGGAGAAGAUGUGUCAUGCCGAGACCUCUCUUGCGCUUUUCGAAGAUCUGAUUUAUCAGAAGGAAAUGGAGAUUGCGUCUCUUGAGUUUCAGGUUCAGGCUUAUAGAUGUAAAUUACUCAGCCUUGGUUGUUCUGAUCCGGCUGUGAUUGAGAAUAAGUUCCCGGAAAAUCUCAUCUUUUACGGCGAAAACUCUCGUGGGAAUCAGAGGAAGAUGAAGAGAAAUCUAUCGAGCCCAUUUGAUGGCAUAUCUAGUGAAAGAAGCUUACUUUUGUCUGAUGUUAAUGGUGAAAGCUUUGAGGAGAAGAAACGUCUUGUUGAGAGUUCUGUAUCUCCUCGUGAAGACUUGAAUGCUUAUUGGGAACAGAUCAGAAGAAUAGAUGAGCAUGUUCGAGAGAUUUCAGACUCAAGAGAUGCUCAAAAGGUAUCUAAAUUCCCUUUGCUUAGGCGUGAGUCAAUGUCACAUGCGUUGGUGUCACAAGUUAGCAAUACUAUCCUUGAGUCUGCUAAGAGUGAUGUCAAUUCGAUUAUGGAGAUGAUGAAGAACCCUGAAAAAUUCUCUGUAAAAGAUGCUUCUUUAGAGACUCCGAUUCUGUCUCCGAAAAAUGUCCAAGACAUCUUCGAGGUUCCUAGGACGAAGGAAAGCCUUACAAUCAUCUCGGAAGAAGAGGAAGCCGAAGAAAGAAAUGUUAGAGGCAAGAUGGUGACUAGUAAUUACGAUAGAAAAGUGAGUAAGCCGCCAAGAGAUACGAGCAUCAAGGGAGAACAUUUGAGUUUGCUAAAGGAGAUUCGAGAACAGCUCAAUGUAAUGCAGUCAGAGAUGAGAAGCUUAAGAUCAGAACUGCAUCAAUCUAAACCUGUGUCCAAUCCCGAAGAGGAUCGAGUCCUUAACUCAAUUCAGGAGGCACUGAUUCACUUCUGGCUUUAGAAGCUACCAUGCGGUGUGGUUCUAGUUUUCCAUAUGUAAAGUUACUUUAACCUUUCAAGAGGUUUGAAGGGAUGUAAAAAACAAACUGAUAGAUUUCAGAGUAAAUCUCUGGUAUUUGUAAGUAACUCCAUUGGCAUUGUGAAAACAAAAUCUUUAAGUCUCUCCCUGAUCUAAUAGACAUUGAUGGUAGAA
This is a messenger RNA of Arabidopsis arenosa, 3763 nucleotides long. The record is from the annotation of a GenBank genome assembly. Lineage: Eukaryota; Viridiplantae; Streptophyta; Magnoliopsida; Brassicales; Brassicaceae.